UCACAAACACAGGUGGGAGAAGCCCAGAAACACGACGCAAACACCGGCUUCCGCUACCCUAGGCCUACACUACACACUUACUACCAGAGACACUAUAAUAAUUAAAUACUCUCUGUUACUACUUAGCCUACGGAUCCGUACUACUUACACGGUCCGUCCGCCGUCCAGCACACACCUUGGGCUUGGGAUCCAAAGCGACUUUUUCUAUUCCGAUUCAGGACUGUACCAAGUAUGGGGAGAAAGACAAAGAAGAAUACUAAGGGAAAUGCUGCCCAGAACCAGCCCCCAGCAUCAUCCAGCAAACAAGAGGCUGCAGCCGCCCCUCCCCCUGAGCUGCCAAAAGCAGCCAAAAAAGAUGUUGCAGAGCUUGUGACGCAGUUACUGGAGAAAUGUUCUAAGCCACCAGAAUCGGGUGCAAAAGAAUGGGAGGAUUACCCUGACAUUCAUGGUUUGGUGGAAAAGAUCAGGAAAAUUCAGUCAGUACUGGCCCCACCUGAGAGCAGCAGAGCUGAUCAGUUUCCAGCCUUCAUCAGUUGGUUAAAUAGCAAUGGUGUAGACACAUCAGCGGUACAGAUAGCAGAAUUUCCUGAAGUUGGCCAUGGUCUUAAGGCCACAAGAGAUUUGAAGGAAGCUGAGAAACUGCUGCAAAUUCCAAGGAAACUAAUGUUCACAGUGGAUUCUGCCAAACAGACAGCUUUAGGACCAUUGAUUGCUGAAGACAAAAUCUUGCAAGUGAUGCCAAAUGUGAUCCUAGCUCUCCAUCUCUUGAAUGAGAAACUGAAUCCACAGUCAUUUUGGAAACCUUAUAUAGAUAUCCUCCCGACUCAGUAUUCUACUCCUCUGUACUGGGGUCCUGAUGAUCUUCAGCUCUUGAAGGGAUCUCCUGUGCAAGGUGAUGCGAUCAGUCAGUACAGGAACAUCGCAAGACAAUAUGCAUAUUUCUACAGACUUCUUCAGAAAAAUCCUGCUGCAAGCAAACUUCUGCUGAAAGACAAUUUCACAUUUGAGAACUACAGGUGGGCAGUGUCCUCAGUGAUGACACGCCAGAACCAGAUCCCUGCCCGAGAUGGGUCAAGAGCAACCCUGGGUCUCAUCCCAUUGUGGGAUAUGUGCAAUCACACUAACGGCAUUUACACAUCAGACUACAAUGCGGAAGCAGAUGCCUGUGAAUGUUACUGUCUCAAAGACUUUGCCCCUGAUCAACAGAUUCUCAUAUUUUAUGGUCCUCGCUCCAACGGGGAGUUCCUGGUGCACAACGGCUUUGUGUAUGCUGACAAUGAGCAUGACCAACUGCGUCUCAAAUUAGGCAUCAGUAAAGGAGACUCGUUGUUUGCCUUAAAGUCAGAGUUGCUGGGAAAGCUAAGUCUCCCUCCCUCCAGAUCAUUCUUUUUACACCGAGGACGGUUUCCUGUUGAUGGGGAUCUGCUAGCCUUCCUCAGGGUGUUCAGCAUGGAUGAAGACACUCUAAAGAGUAAUUACAGUGGAGAGACAGCGCCUGGACCAGAGGAGCUGGAGGCUUUGAAAGAUGAGAAUCAACAAGUGAACUCAGACAACGAAGACAAGGUUUGGUCCUUCUUACAGACAAGGGCAUCAUUAUUGCUGAGAGCAUAUCCAUGUUCUUUAGAGGAUGAUGAAUCUGUACUGCAACAAGCUGACAGUUCUGAUGUUGCAAAAAUGGCUUCACAGCUCCGCAUUGGUGAGAGGCGGAUAUUGCAAAAUACAGUGGAUUAUGCUGAGAAGAAGAAAGACGACUUGAAAUCCUCCUCAUGAUUGUUAAAGAUUAUUUAAAGCUGUUUGUUGUUUGUCUUUGGUGCUUUUGGAUUUUAACAUAGCUUUGUUGGUGUUGUGUUUUGUUAGGGUUUUUAUUUUCUGUCUACACCAGGCAUAUUAUUAAUAAUAUUAUGUGGGCAAGUGCUGGUUUUUAAGUUAAAUAUGUGGUGGUGAUAUUAACUCCAUGUUUGUUUGUUUGUUUAUUUUCUAUAGAUUUGUUUUUGUUGAUUUAUUUUUAUUUUUUUAAAUGAUUUAGCAAAUUUCAGUUAUUUAUUUAUUGAUAUAUUGUACUUUAUCUGCACAAGUAGAUCUGCUAAGUUUCUAUCAACAAGAUGAAUGGAGUACCGUGUGAGAAUUUUCACUUCUUGUAUGUUUAUAACUUGUUCAAUAUUUCAUUUAGCAAAAUGAAUCAAAGUCACUUCAGUAGUGCUUGUGCCCUUGCAGAAGCUGCUAUCAGCACUUGUCCUGAUUUGAAGUACUGAUGUGUUGCACAAAGGAUGCUCUAAGAGGCUACUUUCUGAUAGUGCUCCUAGCUAUAUGUGAACAUCUGGCCUCAGUAUGCCUCCUCUCAUGGCUUCAUGAGUGGACUCAAAGCGGAUAAAUUUACCAGUGACUAUACUGCAUUAAGCCAGGAAUCCUCGUGCUGGAGAAGUGUUAAGUCAGGGUAUCAAGGGAAAAAGAACUUCAACUGUGGGAGGGAUGGUCGGGCUCGAUAACGAACUGCUAUGAUCUGUGCCAGCAAACUUUCGUUGCAUUGUUUACACCAUUGCCCGCUGGAGCAUACCUCAUUAUCACUGUAUCUGGUUAGAAACCUUGUUUACUUUUUAGGCCAGUUGGUUGCGAUUCAGUUUAAUUUUUAUUUGUGCAUGCAGACGUGUGUGUGUUUCUCUUUCUGUAGCGAUGAAGAUUUUAAGAAAGAGUAAAUUUUAGAAAUGCAUAAUGAGAAUGCAUAUUCUGUCGGCUUAUGCGCUCUGUUUGUAUUUUUGCUUUGCAUGUAUUUCUUUUAGAGAUAUGUCGUAAAGUGUAUGACACAAGAUUGAGGCAGGACUUUUAAAAACAUUUUGAAACUUAUAGCCCCUGAAAACUUCUCAAUGCUCUUGUCAAACAUUGUAAAUUGAUGCCAGAUAUGAUUGCAUUUACUUCGGGGUCGAAUGGUAUUCUGGGAUUUAUGAAAACCAUGUGUGAAGAAGACAGUAAGACAGCAUUUGAAAAGCAUUUAUCGUUAGAAAUUUUAAACAAAAUGUUUCAAAGGACGAAAGCAGUAAGAUAACACUUUUCAUUUUGUAAUAAUCUCAUAUAUGGAAAGGAUUUGUGAUAGCUGUACAGACGUUUUAAAUCAUGACAUAAUUUGAGGCAGGCAGUUGAUAUUUAGACUUUUUUUUGGGUCAUAUCAUACAUUUAUCAAUAAUACAUCAAUUGCUAUUUUUGGUCUCCCUAUUUCUUCAUCAGAAGCUUUAGAGUAGACCAGUUGUUUUAUCUGCCCUUAGUGUAUCUCAUGUACGUAGGUUUAUGUAUUAUUAUUUUAGUUGGAGGAAGGCAAUUUCCUAGUGGGAGAAAACUCAUGGGACGAGCGGACAGCAGAUCUUCAGAGGAAGAACCCCCCUCAAGCAAGUGUUACGGCCCUAACUACCUGACACUCUUAGGGGGCUGGGCCACACUCAGGUCAUGACUCCCAAGUGCUCUUCUUCUGGUUGUUUUGGGGUUGUUUUGCUUUGUUUUUUGGGGGUUUUUUUUCCUUUGGUCCCAGAUGAGGAUCGAACCACAGUGGUUUUGGGGCAUCUCCUCUUCUUCAGUCAGGGAAUGUUAAUGCAAUGCCCCGGAGCUUCCAGUGGAAAUAGCAAAUGUAAAUUUGUAUAAAUCUACUAGACUUUUGGGGAAUUUCUUUAUCUAUUUUCUGUUCUAUUUUUGAUCAAUGCAUAUAUUUUCCUGGCUGCAGCAAAGACAUUAAGAUAGACAAUAAGUUGCUAUCAGAAACAAACUUUUAAAAAUUCUGCCCAGUUCUGGAGAUAUCGGUAGUGUGAGGAAUCCUGAGGAUUCUGCUGGAGCAUAUUAAAGCCCAUAGUGAUAGAAAUUGAUGCUAAAUCUAAAACUAAAAUCAAGAAUAAUUCGAAGUGUUGCUCUGAGAUUUUGACAUUUAACAUUCGAAAUUGAAAAUGACAGAAAAUUAGUGCACACGCUAUAUGACUGCAUCAUCAAGAUUCGUGUUCACGGAUUUGCCUUCUGCCAAUGGAGCGACGACAGAUAGUGGCAAUGGAAAGGGGAACCAAGGUAUUAUGGGUUAUUAGCAAUCUUUUCAAACAGGCUCCCAAAUGCUAUUUUCAGCCCUCCGAAAGUACUUAAUUUAAAUAAAGUUCUUUGAGGAUGUUGUCCGUGGUCCAAGACCCACGACAGAAUUUUCUCCACUUUUAUUUUUUGGAAGCGCUGGAGAAAAGCGGUGGUCAUAGACAGGUGGUCCUUUUAAACAGUGUCAUUAGGAUAAUUAUACAGAAAAAAAUGCUAGGGGAGAGUGGGAAGUUUGUGCAAAUGGUUGUCUAGGACAGAUGGUUGUUAGAGGUGGUUCGACUGUAUUUAUUAUGAUGUGUGACAUUCUAGAUCAUUUUGCCUUGAGUUUUUAGUUGUAUAUGUUUUUUUAGUAUGCAUAUGUAAACUUGAGUUCAGUACCUUUUUUAAAAAUUAGGGCUAGCUGGAAUGUGCCAAGCAUGUUCUUGUACUAAUUUGAAGUUACAUUUCUAUAAACUUAAUGACUCAUGUGAGAUAUAUAGGUCCCACUGUUUUGAUGAAAGGGAGGAAGAAAACAGAUGUAUACUUUGGCUUGUCAUUUUGUUGUUUCAAUUUGCAAGUCGGCCUCUCAUUGUAAUUACUUCUUACACUUUGCUUUGUUCUGUGGUAGGAAAUAAAGUGUGUUCUCAGGACUGUAUUAUUCUUACAAAACUCUCUGUUGUUAAGGUUUUCUUGUAAGGUUCAGAGUUAAUUGUAAAUUUUACUUCAGUCAGUAAUCAUUUUACUCUUGAGUUGUAAGGAAAUGAAUUCAAUCUGGAAUGUGAAUGCUUUUUGACUAUACCUUGCAGUCAUCAUCUAUAUCGACGAACAAGUGCCUUACCCUAAAGUAAGUGUGCGUGUAUUUUAGGAGUUUCUGUAUUUAUCCUUAAGUUUUGUUUGGAUGAGUGCUUGUGUUCCUCCUUGUGUUCUUCCCCAGUCUCUACUUGUUUAUACACUUGUUCAUAUCUGAUAAUGCCUGAUACUGCUUCCCCUUCCUCACAAAAAUACAUUUUCUCACCUGUACAAAUGAAAUAAAGUUCUCUAACUUAUUACAUUUUUUUCCCUUUGUGUUCAGGAUUUUUUUGUCAUUUGUGGACUUCUUCUACAUGUCAGUAGAAUUUAAAAAGUGACAUUACUAUGCCACCAUUAUGUUCAAACAAGAGUUGAAUUAAACGUUAAGACAACAAAAGUGAA
Molecule: messenger RNA, 5223 nt
Organism: Aplysia californica (California sea hare)
Lineage: Eukaryota; Metazoa; Mollusca; Gastropoda; Aplysiida; Aplysiidae
Product: actin-histidine N-methyltransferase
Exons: 16
Coding region: 232-1770 (512 amino acids)
Biological process (GO): peptidyl-lysine trimethylation; actin modification; peptidyl-lysine dimethylation
Molecular function (GO): histone H3K36 methyltransferase activity; transcription coactivator activity; protein binding
Source: RefSeq, a predicted model, not a curated record